UGUUCUCACGCGGAAACGAUUCUUGCCUUGUACUAAUAUCUGUGAAAAUGAAGAAGGUAUAUCUUGCUGCCAUAGCAGGAAACUUGGGGAUGCUGUCGUGCGGACAAUUUUCGGGUUGGACAUCGCCAUCCUUACCUAAACUGAUAGCAGGUGAUGCCGAGUAUUCCAUUCAUUUGACUAAUGAGGAGGCCUCUUGGGUGGCAUCCUUACUUAUGAUCGGUGCAGUUGGAGGUUCUAUUCUUUGUAGAUUUAUGGUGAAUGCCAUUGGCAGAAAAAAUACCAUGUUAUUUACGGCGGUACCUUCGAUAAUCAGCUGGUUGAUGAUAGCUUUCGCAACAUCACCGUGGGAGUUAUACGUAUCAAGAUUUAUAUCCGGACUGGGUAUAGGCAUUAGUUAUAUAGCCACGCCGAUAUAUUUGGGUGAAAUUUCACCAGCAGACAUUCGCGGUAAUUUGACAUCCAUGUUAACAGUGGCUGUGAAACUUGGCACUUUAAUGGAAUACGUGAUAGGCCCGUUUUUAUCGGUGCAAAAGCUCGCCCUCGUAUCUUUGAUGAGCUCGUGCUUGUUUGUAAUUGUAUUCAUCUGGCUACCAGAAACUCCGUAUCAUCUUUUGCGCCGCAACAACAGGCAAAAAGCUAUAAAUUCGCUUGUUCAAUUGAGAGGCAAAAAGGAUAUUUACGACGAAAUAGAAAAUAUCGAACGGUCCGUGAAAGCUGAUUUGGCUAAUGAAACUGGUUUUCGAGAACUUUUAUUAGUGCCGGGAAAUCGCAGGGCUGUAAUAAUAUUGGUGUGCUUAGGCGGUUUUCAGCAAAUGAGCGGUACUCAGGCCGCCAUACAGUAUGCUCAAAUAAUUCUGGAUCAAACGAAUACUAAUCUGGAAGGCAAAUACUUAACUAUGAUAUUGGGUGUCAUACAAGUAAUUUUUACAAUCAUCUGUAUGUUUCUUAUCGAUCACAGCGGCAGAAAGUCGCUGCUGAUAAUCUCCUGCCUUGGUGCAGCGUUCUCGACCGCUGCAGUCGCAACGUAUUUCAAUCUGCAAUACAAUCAUAUAGAUACCAGUAAUAUAAUUUGGUUGCCCGCUAUUGGUGUGAUUAUGUAUAUAAUCAUGUAUUGUUCGGGUUUGGCCCCGAUAUUCUUCACCAUAGCCAGCGAAUUAUUUCCCACAAAUGUUAAGGCUCUUGGCACUAUGACUGUUUUAAUAAUAACAUAUAUAUGGGCCUUUUCUGUAUUAAAAUUCUUUCUGAUCAUAGCCGAUAAUAACGGUGUACACGUGCCAUUCUGGAUAUUCACCGCGUGCAGUUUCAUCGGUGCUUUAUUCGUGUUUUUCUACGUACCUGAAACCAAAGGUAAAACUCUGGAACAGAUACAAAAAGAGUUGCAUGGCUCGUCAAUGUAUUGAGAAUCGAGAAUAAGAUAGUUACAUGUUGAUCUUUCUUUGACGAGUGAAUUUGUUUAGGAUUGAGGAAAAGUUACUUUCGAAGUUGAGCUCGCAAUUAUCUCUGCAAUUAUUUUGCAGAGAUCAAUUCAAAUGAUCUGUAUUGUAGCAGAUUCGACUUCUAUUGCUUUAGUUUUAGAAAAUUUAAAAAUAAGUGUAAAUAUUUUUCACAAAAGUAAUGACUAUAAUUAAUAUAUAAAAUUAGUAGACAUUCUUAUUAUAAUGUUUAUGUUAAAGAAUAUUAAAAGAAAAAAUUGCUACUAAUAAUAUCCGUUAUUUGUUCAACGUUCUUGACUGUCAUAGCCGUACUUUAAUCUGAAUCAUAAUCACGUGGAUAUUAACAGUCUAAUAUGGGUGUUCAUCACCGGUGUGAUCAUGUAUAAAGUCAUAUAUAACAUGAGCUCUGGCAUCGUUACUGUUCGCUUUGGCAAACUAUUUCCUACAAAUACGAAGUCCUUUGGAAGUUAAAUUACUGUCAUUAUGUAAACUAUGUUUGAACAUUUUAGUGACAAAAUUAUAUCUGACCAUAGUCGAUAAUAUCGACAUACACAUGCCGUUCUUAAUAUUCAUUAUGAGCAGUCUUGUCGAUGCCUUAUUUACAUUUUCUAUGUACCUGAAAUAAAAGGCAAAAUUUUAGAGUAAAUAAAAAAGAAAUUAUAUGAUUCAUGAAAGCCGUAAAAAAAAUUAUUUACACUUUGAUCUUAUAUCUCAAUAAAAAGUAUUCAAGAGUUAUUCACGUUCGAUCAAAAGAAGCAUUUUUUAAUACCGAAUACAUGCCUUUUUUCCUGUAAUAUAAUUUGUAGUAAAUUGAAAAUUAAUUGUAGUAUAUAAAUUGAAUGCCAACGGUACAUAAACAAAUUAUAACUAGUUUAUAUGUUAUAACAAGUUUGUAUAUUAGAUUGCGUUGUAUUAAUCAUGCUCAAAAACAGAAAGCAUAAAUAAAAUAUUUAAUGAUAAUUGGAAA
Cataglyphis hispanica is the source of this 2400-nucleotide messenger RNA. RefSeq names its product facilitated trehalose transporter Tret1-like. Gene Ontology annotation, biological process: transmembrane transport; carbohydrate transport. Lineage: Eukaryota; Metazoa; Arthropoda; Insecta; Hymenoptera; Formicidae. The transcript has 4 exons. The record is from RefSeq and is a predicted model, not a curated record. Bases 48 to 1400 code for a protein of 450 amino acids. Gene Ontology annotation, molecular function: sugar transmembrane transporter activity. Gene Ontology annotation, cellular component: membrane.